Molecule: messenger RNA, 3220 nt
Organism: Emys orbicularis (European pond turtle)
Lineage: Eukaryota; Metazoa; Chordata; Testudines; Emydidae
Gene: F2R
Product: coagulation factor II thrombin receptor
Exons: 1
Coding region: 67-1014 (315 amino acids)
Biological process (GO): thrombin-activated receptor signaling pathway; phospholipase C-activating G protein-coupled receptor signaling pathway; positive regulation of blood coagulation
Cellular component (GO): plasma membrane
Molecular function (GO): thrombin-activated receptor activity
Source: RefSeq, a predicted model, not a curated record
GCUAAAAGAUACCUGACUAGUCAAUGGUUGACUCGUUUUGUUCCUUCAGUUUACACUUUAGUGGUUAUGCUGAGUCUCCCUCUGAACAUCACAGCAAUACUUGUGUUCCUGAUAAAAAUGAAAAUUAAAAAGCCAGCUAUAGUAUACAUGCUGAAUCUGGCCUCUGCGGAUGUAUUGUUUGUAAGUGUCCUUCCUUUUAAGAUCGCAUACCAUUUUUCUGGAAACAACUGGGUGUUUGGACCUGAAAUGUGUCGGCUCAUCACCGCUGCCUUCUACUGUAAUAUGUACUGUUCGAUACUGCUGAUGACUGUUAUAAGCAUUGAUCGUUUCUUAGCCGUGGUGUAUCCUAUGCAAUCUCUCUCAUGGCGUACAUUAAUGCGUGCCUCGUUGAUCUGCUUUACCAUAUGGCUUAUAGCCAUAGUUGGUGUUAUACCCAUUCUCAUCACAGAGCAAACUAUGAAAAUAUCUGAGUUAAACAUUACAACCUGCCAUGAUGUGCUAAAAGAAUCUGAACUUAAGAUAUAUUACCGAAAUUUCUUCUCCAUUUUCUCUUCCAUUUUCUUUUUUGUGCCAUUAAUAAUUUCUGCUGUCUGUUAUGUGUGUAUCAUCCGAUGUCUUAUCUCUUCUAAUAUUGUUGCAAAACAAAGUAAGAAGACACGUGCUUUACUCUUGUCUGCAGCUGUUUUCUCUAUUUUUAUUAUUUGUUUUGGACCAACAAAUGUCCUUUUAUUAAUUCAUUAUGUAUCUUUUCCUUACAACCACCAGUUAGAAUACAUCUAUUUUGCCUAUCUCCUCUGUGCUUGUAUCAGCAGUGUAAGCUGCUGCAUUGAUCCUUUGAUUUAUUACUAUGCUUCCUCUGAGUGUCAGAGACAGGUUGGCAAUCUCUUGUGCUGUAAAGAGAGUCCUGAACCUACCAGUAGUAGCAGCAGUGGUCAGUUAAUGGCUAGGACCAGUAGAAGGGAUACCUGCUCCAGUAAUCUGAGUAACAGUGUCUACAGGAAGUUGCUAACAUAAUGUUUUUGGAUAAAUGUACAUCAUACACUCUUUGAAGAUUUUUAUACAGCUUCAGUAAAAAUACCCUAUUAUAUCCAAGAAUUGCACAAUUUGGGGCAGAUUUUAAUUGAGACAUAUAGUAGGGUAGAUUCAUUACAGUAAUACAUAAUUCUAAAUACAGAACAGGAAUCUGUGUAUUUAUAUGUAUAUAAGUGAAGCGGGAGGAAGCAAUAUAAAGAACUUUUAUAAAAGCUGUUGGAUAUUAUUUUCAGAUAAAUCCAGGCAAACCCUUUUAAGAUUUGCAGUUCAGUCUAUUGUAAAAUUCUGUGAAAUAUUUCCUGUUUUAGCAUUUUAAACCCAAAAAAAUUGUUUCUAUACUUAUAAGUGAAAUGUAUCAAAUCAUCUCUCCAUUAUCUUGUGAAUGAAAUGAAAAUGGUUUACCAGCCAAGCUGUUUUUUCAAUGUCAUUAUUUGUAGGUUUAGCUAUACAAUUAAAUUUUUGAGCAUCAUUCUGCAUUUUUGGGGACCUCAAAGUGUGGAUUCUGCAUUUCUCCAAGUUUUACAUAGAAGUUUAUGAAGAGGAUUUUAACAAACAAAAGCCAGUUUUGACAGCCGAGCUUGUCUGAUAAAAGAAUUCACAGCAACUAGGACUACCUUUUGUCUCAUAGUUCUCACAUUAUCACUGAACUUGCCAUUGGAAAAAACUCUUGUAGGGUCCCUGGUUUAGACCAUGCUACCAUUAGAGCAAAAUUUCCCCCAAAGUCAAUGUUAAUAUGCAUCCACAAAAAUUGACACUUCAAAAUCAGCAUUUUCACAUGCUAUUGCUCUGUCUGUGUGCAUUACCAUGCAUUUGUACUCUUUUUAUACCACCGCACCCACCAUUUUGCAACUUACAAAUGCAUUUUUCAUGUAUGCAAGUAGGUCUCAUCACUUAGAAGUUUGUCCUCUGUCCCACAUGAGAGCAAGUCUGAGCAGUUUUAAAAUAGUUCAUUUUAAGUAUGUUAUAAAUGUUUAGCUCCAGAGCCAGCCUCAUCCAGCAUGUAUAGCAUCAUUUUACUCUAAAGUGUUACUUUUGUGCUAUAAGCACAUAGUAACAGGACAUCUGUUCUGAAAAUUAACUGUAUAGAUAAUAGGACUUAAUUUGAUUUCUCUUUUCCAAUACAGUGACAAUGAGGUUCAUGUAAAUUUUGUAACAGCAGAUUGUCAAGAAACAGCAUUAGCUUGCCAUAUUCAGAGUGAAUAAAGUCCCCUGUCCAUUACAAAAGAGAGAGAAGAAAUGUAACCUUCCAGCGGGUACUGUAAAAAUGGCAAACUCCUGCCCAAACAUAAAUUAUUUUACCUUUUUUUUUUCUUUUUGUGAUGAAGUUAAACUUGUUUGCUGCAAAUAUUGAGUGCUAGUCCUCUCCUGAUUGUUGAGUCUUAAAAGAUUUUACACACUUUAAGUGUGUGAGGGCCUGGGAGCAAUUAUAAUAACCUAUAUGUUCAAUUACCCUAUAUUUUUAAUGGAUUAUAUGGUACGCUCAGAUUCCUUUUCAUUUGGGUUGAGUACUAAAUGCAUGCUUUUGCCACAUAGCACAAGUUUAAAGCUUUAUGGCUUGUGGUAUAAUGUUCAGGUUACUAAAUAUGUGUAAGGAGGGGGAGGACAAAAACACCACCACCACUAUGAAAUCACAGGAAGCAGCUUGUGGAAGCUGACACACUCAGAACAAGUAUAUGCUCUUCCUGUUUCCAUGCUUGAGGAUGGGGAUUGCUGCUUCAUUUUCCCAUGUGUUACUUGGACAUUUGUUUCAGUAUCCUAAUAUUUUGUUUGACACUGGUUUAUUUUCAGAAGUUCAGAAGAGUCUGUUUAGUCAGCUUCAGUAGGUGAAGAAGUACAUGCUGAAAGGGAAGGAAAUGUAUUUUGGAAAUGGCUUGUCAUCAUAAUGGGAAUUCUGUUUUCUUCCUUUCAGUCUGUCUUUGGGUAAAAUACACAUGAAACUAGACAUUUCCUUAAAUAACACCAAUUCAACUGUAUUUUAUGAAGCUGCAUGCUUUUCUAACAGUGUAGUUUUAGAGACUUAAGUAAAAUCUGUAAAUAUUUAGCAUUUUUGUAUGUUACUUUAUAAUUCCCUGGAUUAAUCAAAUAGACUAAUCCAUAUUUUAUCACUUCAUGGAAAUCGUAAUAUAAGACAGGACAUAACUGUUUAAUUUUUUGUUACUUUGAACUAAUAAUAAACAUGUAAACUUCC